This is a messenger RNA of Fukomys damarensis (Damara mole-rat), 3293 nucleotides long. RefSeq names its product reticulon 4 receptor like 1 (gene Rtn4rl1). The transcript has 2 exons. The record is from RefSeq and is a predicted model, not a curated record. Lineage: Eukaryota; Metazoa; Chordata; Mammalia; Rodentia; Bathyergidae. Gene Ontology annotation, cellular component: plasma membrane. Gene Ontology annotation, molecular function: protein binding. The coding region runs from base 31 to 1479 and encodes 482 amino acids.
GGUCAGACUCAGGGGCAUCUUGUGGGUAAGAUGGGACCUAUGAAGAAGGGUUUGGGAGACUCAGACUUUUGCUGGGUCUCCCUGGCUGCUGUGUUAGAAGAGAUACAGAGGCAGAGGAACCACUUCAGAGGCUGCUGCAGCCAUCCAGGGUGCUGUGUGGAGUUGCUGCUGCUGCUGCUGCUGCUGGCCGUGGAGCUGCCCCUGGGCAGCGGCUGCCCGAGGGACUGUGUGUGCUACCCAGCUCCCAUGACAGUCAGCUGCCAGGCGCACAACUUUGCCGCCAUACCUGAGGGCAUCCCCGAGGACAGCGAGCGCAUCUUCCUGCAGAAUAACCACAUCACCCUCCUCCAGCAGGGCCACUUCAGCCCUGCCAUGGUCACCCUGUGGAUCUACUCCAACAACAUCACCUUCAUUGAUCCCAACACCUUUGAGGGCUUUGUGCACCUGGAAGAGCUGGACCUGGGUGACAACCGACAACUACAGACUCUGGCGCCUGAGACCUUCCAGGGCCUAGUAAAGCUUCAUGCCCUCUACCUCUAUAAGUGUGGGCUCAGUGCACUGCCCGCAGGCAUCUUUAAUGGCUUGCAUAGCCUGCAGUAUCUCUACCUGCAGGACAACCACAUUGAAUACCUGCAGGAUGAUAUCUUUGUGGACCUGGUCAAUCUCAGCCACCUGUUUCUUCAUGGCAACAAGCUGUGGAGCCUGAGCCAGGACACCUUUCGGGGCCUCGUGAACCUGGACCGGCUGCUCCUACAUGAAAACCAGCUGCAGUGGGUCCACCACAAAGCUUUCCACGACCUACGCAGGCUGACCACCCUCUUUCUCUUCAACAACAGUCUCUCGGAGCUGCCUGGUGACUGCCUGGCUCCCCUGGCAUCCUUGGAGUUCCUCCGCCUCAAUGGAAAUGCCUGGGACUGUGGCUGCCGGGCACGCUCCCUGUGGGAAUGGCUUCGGAGGUUCCGAGGCUCCAGCUCCGCUGUCCCCUGCGCAUCCCCUGAACUGCGGCAAGGCCAGGACCUGAAGCUGCUGAGGGCCGAGGACUUCCAGAACUGCACAGGCCCAGCAUCCCCACACCAGAUCAAGUCACAUACCCUCACCACUACAGACAGGGCUGCCCGUAAAGAGCACCAUCCAGCCCAUAGCCCAGCUAGGGACAGGGGCCACCCACACAGCCAUCAGCCUGGCUCCAGGUCAGGCUACAAGAAACCAGGCAAGAAUUGCACCAGCCACAGGAACCGCAACCAGAUCUCCAAGGCAGGCACCGGGAAACAGCCCCACGAGCUGCAGGACUAUGCUCCUGAUUACCAGCAUAAGUUCAGCUUUGACAUCAUGCCCACAGCUCGGCCUAAGAGGAAGGGCAAGUGUGCCCGAAGGACCCCCAUCCGCACCCCCAGUGGGGUUCAGCAGGCAUCCUCAGGCUAUUCCCUGGGGGCCUCACUUCUAGCCUGGAUACUGGGGCUGGCGGUCACUCUCCGCUGAGGACCCAGGGCGCCAGCGCCCAGCACUGCCACAUGUCCACCAAGGAACAGAAUUUCUUUUCUUUUUUACAAGUGCAACAUCUGCUGGGUUUCAGGAAAAGGCUUAUAGAGCCUUCAGCUGCUGGCUGGACCCUACCCAGUGGAUUAUAAACCCAAAGUGUACAGCCCUAGAUGGGAGGGGAUUAGCAAGUACAUCUCACUCAGCUGUCCCAGCCAGCCCCCGCCAAGCACUCACAAGACAGCAUCCACUCCAGCAAGGCGGUAAAAGUCAUGCACAGUGAGUCCUUCCUUAGCAGCGAUGGGACAAGUGCCCCUUAAGUGGGCUGGGCUCUGUGGAAUCCUGAUCAUUUGGAGAGGUCUGAAGGGCCCCACCAUUCCUGGAGGAAGCAAGACUCAAAAGAAAUGAGGCUCACCCGAGAUGGCUGGGUUGACCAGCAGUCUAAGAGCACGUGAACAGGUGGCAUCUUGGCCUGUGCCUGAGGCCAUGUAGCGAACCUGUCCUGAAUCCAAGCCUAUAUCACCUUCAGUCCCUCCCUUGAGGAUAAUGCCUCUUGUUCCUGAUAUCUCAGGCAACCCUGGCAGUCCCAGGUCCAGCUGCUGGGGUCUAAGAAUCAAUCACCAAAGGAAAGAUCAUCAGAGGCUGAAAUGUAGAACUUCAUAACAUGCAAAGAAAUUCUCACAGAAGGUGCAGUUUUAUACCUACAUCCACUUAUAUAUAUAUAUAUAUAUAUAUAUAUAUAUACAUACACACACACACACACACACACACACACACUCCACAUAUAAAUAUAUAUAUAUACAAAUGCACAGGUUCCCUGCCCCACUCCAUUACCAAAUUGUCUGUCUUAUCAUGUUUAUAAACUAUACGGAAAACUAUAUCUGCUGAACUAAGGAUUGUACUGGUGAUCUUUAGCAGGAAAAAAAAAUUAUAGAAUUUUUGUCUAGAAUCCCAACCUGGCAACAAUAGUCCCUAUGUAACCUGGGCUUGCCACAACCUGGGGCAAGAUGUCAGUGGGAAGGGUUAGAGAGAAAGAGAGACAGUGAGAUUCACUUCAGGGGACCAAUAUUCUUAGAUAUUUAGAACAUCACCUUGUUUUUAUAUGCAACAGCCUGUCUGGCACCCUGGAGCACCCCAUCAUUCCUAUUAUAAAAGCUGCGGGUGUCAGGUGAGAAGGGGGAGGCAACUUGUUGGAUGUCAGGGAGCUAGGAACUAGGGGCCAUCAAGACAGAGAAGGGAAAGAAGGGGCUUUGGGGUUUUUAAACCAGCAGGCACGGCAGCAUCCACAGUGUUAGUCCAAGUGGCUGGACAGUGUCAUCAGCCUAGCAUUUGACCAGUGUCAAUCUGGACAGGCCAGGGAGACUCUGAGCAGGAGCUCAGGCCUCCAGCAUGGCUCUACUGCUGAAUUGUAACUUGAGGCUCUUUGGUGAGUGAUCCAGCAAGGGCCAUGCGUAGCUUGGUAGGAGGGAAGCAUCAGGUAACCUUAGCAGAAGGGGAAUAAUAAAGACAUUUCAAGAACCAUCUCAGGCACUCUACAUUACAGAGGCCCUGUCCCCCUGACCCUUCUGAGAUGCCCAUGGAUGAGCAGAGAUCAAAGGGACAGACUCAAGGGUCAGGAGUGGGGACAGGAGGCAAGCAGGUAACAGAGUGGGCAAGCUCAGAUGGGAGAAGGGCUACCGACCAGGGGCCCAGGCAAGCAGUCUCUUUCGCACUUUGCACAGACCUGAAUUCCCCACCAGAGAGGGCGAGUGUGAGGAAUAAGAAACACUGAAUCCAAUUAAGAGAGAAAAAUAAUAAAAAAAAAUUCUCUUGGACAA